AUGGCGUCUAUCUUCAGACCAUCAGUUUCACUUGAUCUACGACCAAAGGUGACAUGCACGAAUCUCUCUACGAAAGAGCGGUUUGAGUUUCAGAAGAAGAGUCUUAGAAAAGAAAGGCUCAAUCUUAGGUUAUGUGGCUUCAAGGCUAAUAAAGCCCAACAAGGAUCAGUUGAAGGGGUUAGUGUGAUAGAAGAGAAAGAGCUUAACAACAUAACCGAUUAUGGAGUUGUUGGGGUUCAUCAUGUUGGUCUGCUCUGCGAAAACCUAGAACGGUCACUCGAGUUUUACCAGAACAUUCUAGGCCUUGAGAUCAACGAGGCAAGGCCACACGAUAAGCUUCCGUAUAGAGGAGCAUGGUUAUGGGUAGGUUCAGAGAUGAUUCAUUUGAUGGAGCUUCCAAAUCCAGAUCCAUUAACCGGUAGACCUGAGCACGGAGGCCGGGAUCGACACGCCUGUAUUGCAAUCCGUAAUGUUUCAAACCUGAAAGAGGUGUUGGAUCAAGCUGGGAUUGAGUAUACGAUGAGUAGGUCAGGGAGGCCAGCGAUAUUCACUCGUGAUCCAGACGCAAACGCUCUUGAGUUUACUCAAGUUUGA
Messenger RNA from Thlaspi arvense, 594 nucleotides. Lineage: Eukaryota; Viridiplantae; Streptophyta; Magnoliopsida; Brassicales; Brassicaceae. The record is from the annotation of a GenBank genome assembly.